AUGAGAAGUCGUAAUAAAAAUCGUUGGUCAAACACUUCACGUAAUAAUUUCAAUUUACAACGUCCCGUUCAAAAUGAAAGGUUUAUCUCUGAUGAAGAUGGAUCUAAGGACAAAAUGACUCCAGCAUCAUCACGAUUAUCCACCUCAACCCGAUCAUCACCUUCAGCUAAAGACACUUUCGAGUCUCCUUCAACACCUCAACAGCGAAAAAGAUUUCAUCUUGAUAAGGAUAACUUAUCUUUACUACCAGUAUCUGAUAAUUCACGACUGUUAACACCUAGAGUUCUGAUUGAGACUGAUGAUAUAAUUCCUGAUUCAAUGCAAUCUUAUAUUCGAGGUAAUAAAAAGACUAGUGGAUAUUCUGAAACAAUUGAAAAUAGAUUCAAUAAUGUUAUUGAUACUAUUACAAGCUUAAAAGGGCAACAAUCAGCUCUUAGAGAGAUGGAUCAAAAGGAAAAAAAAAUUGAACCUUUCUUUAAAGGGUCGGUUAAACAACUUUCUCAUAAAUUGUUUCACAAUCAUGAAAUAGUGUCAGACGAAGAAAUGAAAGAAAUGCUCAAGAUGAUUUUAGAAAAUGACAAAUCAUGUGAUGUAAAAUUGAAAAAACUGGAGAAGAAGGGUGUUUCAUAUGAUAGAUUGUGGAAUGAAGCUUUGUAUUCAAAUGAUGAAGAAGAAGCAAAUUCUGAAAAAAGUGAUAUUGAAGAAGAAAAUGAUCAAUGA
Molecule: messenger RNA, 720 nt
Organism: Funneliformis geosporum
Lineage: Eukaryota; Fungi; Glomeromycota; Glomeromycetes; Glomerales; Glomeraceae
Source: the annotation of a GenBank genome assembly